This is a messenger RNA of Sciurus carolinensis (gray squirrel), 6399 nucleotides long. RefSeq names its product protein prenyltransferase alpha subunit repeat containing 1 (gene Ptar1). Gene Ontology annotation, molecular function: protein prenyltransferase activity. Lineage: Eukaryota; Metazoa; Chordata; Mammalia; Rodentia; Sciuridae. The transcript is spliced from 7 exons. Gene Ontology annotation, biological process: protein prenylation. Gene Ontology annotation, cellular component: cytoplasm. The record is from RefSeq and is a predicted model, not a curated record.
CGGCGGCGGCGACGCGCCCAAACUGGCGCGCGCCCGCGCGCGCGCAGCCCGCGGAACUCUUGCCGGCGGCUCUGCUCUCCCGGAGGCGCGCUCGAGCCGCCGCGGCCGCAGCCAACAUGGCCGAGACGAGCGAGGAGGUGGCGGUGCUGGUGCAGCGGGUGGUGAAGGACAUCACCAACGCCUUCAGGAGGAACCCGCAUAUAGAUGAAAUUGGCCUGAUCCCAUGCCCUGAAGCAAGGUAUAACCGGAGUCCCAUAGUCCUGGUUGAAAACAAACUUGGUGUGGAGAGCUGGUGCGUCAAGUUCCUUUUACCAUACGUCCACAAUAAGCUUCUUUUGUACAGAACAAGAAAGCAGUGGUUGAACAAAGAUGAAUUGAUAGAUGUCACGUGUACUCUGCUGCUUUUAAACCCAGACUUUACCACGGCAUGGAAUGUGAGGAAAGAGCUGAUCCUCUCUGGCACUUUAAAUCCAAUUAAGGACUUACAUCUAGGAAAACUGGCCUUAACUAAGUUUCCAAAGAGUCCAGAAACAUGGAUUCACAGGCGAUGGGUGCUACAGCACCUAAUUCAGGAAACUUCCUUGCCUUCCUUUGUGACCAAAGGAAACUUGGGAACAAUUCCUGCAGAGAGGACACAGCGACUAAUACAAGAAGAGAUGGAAGUCUGUGGUGAAGCAGCAGGGAGAUAUCCAAGCAAUUAUAAUGCCUGGUCUCAUCGCAUCUGGGUUUUACAACACUUGGCCAAGCUAGAUGUCAAGAUUCUUCUUGAUGAACUAUCUUCUACUAAACAUUGGGCAUCCAUGCAUGUUUCAGACCACAGUGGAUUUCACUACCGCCAGUUUUUGUUAAAAUCUUUGAUUAAUCAAACUGUGAUAGACAGUUCUGUGUUGGAGAAAAAUCCUUUGAGAAAUGAACCAGCCCUAGUUCUUCCAAAAGAUGAAGAAGCAACUUCUUCAACAGAGGAACUAAGGGUAAAUCUUCCCCAUCUCCUUGAAGAAGAAGUGGAAUUCAGCACAGAUCUUAUUGAUUCUUACCCAGGACAUGAAACCCUUUGGUGUCAUAGGCGUCAUGUUUUCUACCUUCACAUCACUUAAAACGGUAGGUUUCCUCACAGCAUGACCCAGCUGUCACCUGCAGACAGCCCUGGCGAGACUUUGAGUGACUUGCACCUCAUCCCAGCAGAUCCUCGACUGUCUCAGGCAAUGGAAAUAGAUGGACUGAAUGACUCAAGCAAGCAAGGCUAUUCCCAGGAAACCAAACGCUUGAAACGAACCCCAGCUCCAGAUUCUUUGGGCCUAGAAAUGGAGCACAGGUUCAUUGAUCAAGUAUUGUCCACUUGCCGGAACAUAGAGCAAGCCAGGUAUGCCAAAGCAUACAGGAAAUGGCUAGUCACUUUGAGUCAGUGAAAGUGGAUUAAUCCUAUAAGGGUCCCCUUUUAGUGCAAUAUUGCUUUCCUUUCUUAUUGACAUAGUUGCAUGGACUGUUUGUUAUCACUGGCUAACUAUGUGUUCCUCAUCUGUAGGUUAAAAGUCCAUAGGAAACCUUUCAAAUUUUAUUUAUUUUAUUAAGAACUGGCAUUCCUUUGGGGAUCAAUAAUUGUAUAGCUCCUUCCUACAAAAAAGUGAGUCUUAAAUUUUUUCUUUUAACUCCUCAUCUUUUGUAUUUCUAUAUAUGGGGCUUCUCACUCCGUUCUUAUAAUUGGUUCACAUGUGCAUCCACCCACCUCACUUUGAUUGCUAUAUAGGCAGAUUUUUUUAAAUUAAAAAUUAAUGUUGUAGUUCAGCUUAUAAACAUUAACACAGAUGCAGAAGAACUUAAUUUAUUUUCAGAAUCAAAUGGCUAGAUAUUUGGAUAUAUGAAAAUAUAUAUCAGUUCUGUUUUUCUAGCACGUUCUACUCAAGUUACAAACUACUUAUAACCAAAGUCAGAAGUAUUAAAAAUUUAUAUGAAAAAAUGCUUCCAAUGUAACCCAUUUUUAAAUGGUUAUUUAAAAAUGAAAUCUAAUUUAAGAGUUUAUGUAAGUGUAGUACUGGAAAUUAUUUUUAUUACUAGCUUUGAUAGAUUGUUUUUUACCUCAUAUUUGGUAUAUGCCAAAACAGUCAUAUCAACCCUGAUAAAAUAAAUUUUUUUUAAAAACCCAGAAUGCCAUAUUUAGUUAUUACUACUUUUUUUCUUCUCAAAAUCAUUCAUGGAAAAUGGGAGAAAUAUACAUAGAAAUGUAUUCAUAGAACCUCCUUUUUAAAAAUUUAAGUUAUUGAGAUUACACUGGAUAAACUACAAAUUUUUUGUGGACUAUGAAAAGUUCACUGGCAAAAGCCAGGGGGAAAGAAUAGUUAGGAGAUUAAUUCUUCAGUUUUUAUUCUGAAAAUAAAACAGAACACUUUGAUACUGGAUUUUAUCAGGGAUGAGGUACCAAAGUAUCUACAUUAAUGCUGUAUCUUACAUUUUCAAUAACAAGGGCUGAGUUUUUCAGGUUGGUGAAGUGGGGAUGGGGAAAGGGUCAGUUAAUGUUUACUUUCUUAUUAUAUUUUCCCCUUUGUAAAUUGUCUGUGUUUCUUCUUUCCAUAUACCAUUUCUUUAUUUUACCACUCCAUUCCAUAUUUUUUGGUCAUUUUGAUUUGUCUAUAAUUCUCUUCUUAUUUCAGGAAUGCCUACUGAAGAUAUUAUCUUCUCUAUUUCAGUAAAUUUCAUGCCCGUCUAUAAAUACACAAACACACACACACAUACAGGAAAUGCAAAUAGAAACUGCCCCUCUAAAAGUUCCUCUAAUGAUAGAAGCUGUUUCUUGUCCUACAUGUAUACAAAUGUGAGUAAUAGUUGUAGAAAUAAGUAUGACCACCAUGCUUUGCCUCUUCUCCUUUUUACUUGCUUAGUAAUCUGUAGGGUGGGGAGAAGGCUAUAGGGAAAGGCAGAUCUCUCCUCUCUCAGUCUUGUGACUAGCCUGGAUUUGAGUUAGAAGUAUUAUUUUAAGGGAAGAGGAAUAAAUCCUUUAUUUGAGUAUCAUGACUUUGUUAAGUGAUAGACUGUCAAACUGAAUGAUACACUUGUAAGAACAACAGGAAAAUUAUCUAGCCUGGCCUCAGUAGACAGAUGUUGCUCUUAUCUCUUGGGGCAAAAAGUACCAUUUUUAUAGUUCAUACAAUAUUUGAGAAAAUAAUUGCCAUAAUGAACUUAAUUCCACAAUCCUUUGUGCACAGAACUUAUUUCGAAUCAGAUACCUCAAGGUCUAUGUAAAUUUCUAUGGAUAAAACCCAGUAGAUUUGUGAUUUUCAACUCCAGUUGGGGUUGGGUAGAAACUACACAGAGACAACAUGGGAGGUUCCACACAUUCCAGUAAUACAUGUUGCCAAAUUCUGGCUACUGUUUUCCCAAGCAUCAUUUUUAGUAUCCUAAGUAAUAGGGCUUCUUUGAUGUGAGUGCAACUACUUUGAUGUGAAUACAUGUCAGGACAUGAGUAUAGAUAAUAUCCUAUGAACAUUAGUUAAAAUUUUAUAGUGCACCAUGCCUUUUUAUACCUUUUGCCCAGUAUCUUUGUUGUUAACUGCUCAACCCACCUCUUUUGGAAGCCAUGCUGUCCUUUAAUAUACCUUGGUCUUAUUUUCUUAAUACAGUUUUCAAUAGAGAAUGAGAAUACAAACAUCCAAAGGAUACUGUUAGUAUGUGAUUUUUGUAUGCUACUUUAUUUCUAAAAGUUGCAUUUUCAAGUGUUCGGUGGUAGGCAAACUUAGAAUUGCUCUGUAUGGUUUUUUUUUUUCCCCAAGUGAUUGACAUUUAAACUGACUAGCAUGAUAAUGUCUUUGCCUAAAUGAGCUCAUAAGGUAGAAAGAAUAUGUCUCUUUUCAGGGACUUGUUAGCCUUAUUUUUCUGCAAAUAUGUAGUUGUUAAAAGGGAAAGAUGGUUUAGAUUUGACCCAUUUCAUCACACUUUCACUGUAAGAAUAAUAGGUCAUCAUCCUAUGGAUCCAGAAUACUACUGACAAGCAAAAAGCAGUAGGUAACUAACACCUUCAUAACACUCUUCACCCUGCCUUUUUUAUGUAUACCUAUUUUGGUAAUGUAGUAUUUCCAGACUCCAUUGUGUGCCUUGCUUAUUGUGAGGACUCAUUGACCAUUUAUUAAAUGAAUGAUUGAUUAACUGAAGAAAGGAAGGGAUUGGUCAUGAGUGAUGGAUAGAGUGAUGAUUGAGAAAUUAAUGGAUUUGAAUAAUACUUAGGGAGAGCUAUUGCAUGUAGAAUAAGUUAAUUUAAAUUUGUUUUUUUUCAUUACUUUGUUUAAAGUCAUUAAAUCCCAGCCAAGAAAUGCAGCUCUAGAAUUAUCAGUUAGCUGUACUUUAAACUACAUUUAAAAAUCACAGAAACCCACUUGCAUUAAGAAUAUUAAUUAUUUACUUAUAUAAGGACACAUCUUAUAUACAAAACUUGAGCCCUUUGAUGGCAACUGAAGAAAUUCUUUGAUUUCAAUGACUUGUUUAUUAUAUCUUUGUGAAUAGUUAUUUUAUGCUUCUUUUAUCCCCACUGAUUUGAACUGUGAACCUUUUAAUUAUUUUCUAAACCUGUAUUAGUUGUUUUUUAAACUUAAGGAUCUGAUAAAUAUUAAUAUCCACUAUUACAUCUUUAGAAACUCCAGCCCCAGACCUUCAGUCAUACUUCUUAUUCUUCUAAUACAGUUCUGAUUUAAAUUAAGAGCAGCAUUAAUUUUUCCUUUUUUUUUUUUUUUUUUAAGCAGUGCUAGGGAUCAUACUUAGAUUCAUUAAUAAUUAGUGGGUUAGGUGUAUACAGGUUGUCACCAAAAAGCACUUAAGUCUUCAAUUAAGGACUUAGGUGAUAUGUGGAAACGUAAGUUUUUUAAUUUUUAUGCAGCAUCUGUAGGAAAGCAUAUAUAUUUAUGUAAUUUUGAUAUGUUCAGUUCAUACUAAUUUGCAUUUGGUGAAUGAAUGUGUGUGUGUGUGUGUAUGUGUGUGCAUGUGUGUGCGUGCAUGUGCACGCGCUGCAUGUAUAGAGGAUCUGUAAUAUUACUACAAAAAUUGUCAGUCUUAUAAUUUUCUCUCAUAGCACCAGAUGGCAUAUGACAUGGGCUAAAUGCAAUUUAAUAGUGGAACUACACUUGCUAUACAACAAUCUCUACUUGAGCUCCCCUGAAUUAUAGAAGAUGCUGAAGAUUUAGUUGCAAGAGAAAGUAGAACAUGGUGGGGGGAUGCAAAAAGCUGUUAUAAGUUUACUGUUAUUUUCUUACUAGAAAAUUAUGGUUUAAAGCUAAGAUACUUAAAAUAUGCUAAAAUGUUUGAACAACAUUAUAACACCUAAACCUUUUGUCUUUCCAAUGAAUUUCUCAAAUAGAACUGCAAACUCUAGCAUUCUGUGUGCUGCUGCCUCCUUAUGCUCUAUAAUGAGCUCCUAUUUGAGAUGUGUGUUGAGGCACUGGAAAGUUUAGGCAAAUACAGUAUCAUAAAGACAGAGUAAGAAAAAUCAACCCCAAGAAUUCUACUUUCUGUCACACAGUGUCUUUUUAAAAACAACUGUACAUACUGUGUUAAUUUGAGUGCCUUUCUUUCUUGGGGGUGGGGCAUUAAACUCUAAUGUUUAGGUAGAAAACAGCUGAAUAUGACUCAUCUUUGUAUUUAUUCCCUUUGCUAGUCGUAGACCCAUCUCAUCCUUCAAUGAAAUACUGAUACAAAAAAGUAGAGUCCUUUAUUUGUAUUUCGUUAGUUCUCAUUUUUAAGUACCCUAUAAAGAAUGAGUUCUUUCUGUCUAGCAACUAACAUUUUGGGGAUGCAGGCAUUGCAUUUAGAGGUUUAUGUGUGCACAAUUUGAGACAGCCUAAAACCUGUGCAGACAGAGUUCAAAGGGAUACUGGAACCCCUCCCUAAAAUAAAUGCCAGAUGGUUGUCCUAAAUGAAUACUCUGCCUUACUUUAAGGACCUUCCUUCCCUCCCACAUUCAGGCCUAAUGUAGGAGAGUUGAAAGGGGAAAAAAAUUUUUUUUUCUUUAUGGGGAGGGGUCACAUGUCAAAAGAAAAGACAUAAAUUCUGAGGUGAAAUUUUAAAAUGUAUCGUUUUACAUAUUUGUUUAUGGGGUAGGAAUUUCACAUUUCAUGAUAGCAAAUAAUUAUCCUUUAUUAUUUCAGAAAAAUAUAUAAUUAAGCUUCCAAAGUGCUUUACAGAGAAUUCUCAAAUAAUAUAUUCUAUAGGCAGCAAUAUGCUUUAUUCAGAGUGGAGACAGAAAACCAGUAUAUCCAUUGUGGAUCUGAGAUCAGAGGGAAAUCUCAGGCUCCCAACUUACACUUCUCUACUCUCACCAGGCCAUGUUAACACUGUAAAACCAAACUCUUUGCUUAAAAAAAAAAAAAAACAAAAAAACAAAAAAAAAACAUAUAUAUAUAUAUAUAUAUACACACACACACA